Cryptomeria japonica (Japanese cedar) is the source of this 4322-nucleotide messenger RNA. RefSeq names its product transcription termination factor MTERF5, chloroplastic. Gene Ontology annotation, cellular component: chloroplast. Gene Ontology annotation, biological process: regulation of DNA-templated transcription; chloroplast organization. The transcript has 3 exons. Lineage: Eukaryota; Viridiplantae; Streptophyta; Pinopsida; Cupressales; Cupressaceae. The record is from RefSeq and is a predicted model, not a curated record. Gene Ontology annotation, molecular function: double-stranded DNA binding. Bases 149 to 1402 code for a protein of 417 amino acids.
AUAUGAUCGUUUUUGUUCUGUUUAUUUUUUAUUUAUUGCACUGUCUGAUUACGCACGAUUCAAACCCUACCCUAUUCUUAAUUUCCUUAGCAUACAACUGAACUUGGUGGAAACCCUACCCUAUUCUUCUGUUGUUGCCUCAGCUUCCAUGGUGAAUACCACGUUAUGCCGUAACCUAUUUGUUGGUGUAGCCUCUCCCAUGAAUUCCAUGAUGAACACCAUGUUACACAACAAACCGUUUGUAGUUGUAACAACCUCCAGGAACUCCAUUUUAUGCUGCAAACUGUUUUCUAUUCACCCAUUCUAUUUUCGCAAUGUUUUCACAACUGAAAUUCACUCACAGAGCAAUUUUUCACAGUUUAUCUCCUCCCAACUUAACAUGUCUGAGGCCGACAUUACUCGGAUCCUCAAGUUGGCCCCCCAAUUCCAGAAUCCUCGAACUUUCCACAACGUAGAGCAGGUAAUUCAUUCGUUGAAGAAGCGAGGCUUCACUGAAGUCCAAAUUGCCAGAAUAAUGAGGAUGAAACCCCAACUUUUCGGAUAUGCAGAAAGAACAUUUCAACCUAAGCUCAAACUACUGGAGGAUUUCGGUUUAGUGGAUCAAAAUUUGGCCAAACUUUUGACGAUCAAUCCAUCCAUUUUGGGCUAUAACCUCAAGAAAAGUCUCCCUCCCAAGAUGGAGUUUCUUAAGGAAGUAUUUCAGUCACAAGAUGUGCUUGUUAAAGCCCUGUUAAAAUCACCAAGACUUCUCAGUUUUAGCUUAGAGAAGAACCUGAAACCCUCGUUCACUUUUUGGCAAGGAUGGGGUUUUUCUGGGACGGGGCUCUCUGACUUCCUAGCGGUAAAUCCGGACGUUCUCUCACGCACUUCUUUAACGCCUGCACAAUUGGAUCUCAUUCAGGAGAUUGUCAAGAUUGGCAUUGAAAAGGAAAGCAAAAUGUUCAAAUAUAUUGUAAGUAUAGUGGCUGUUAGCCGCGUGGAAACGUUAAAUUCCAAGAUAGAGAAUCUCAAACUCUGCGGGCUCUCUGCUGAAGAAAUCUGGCAACUAUUUGGAGCUUCCCCUCUAAUCGUUAGUCUCUCCAAGGAAAAUGUUAGGGAAAAAAUGAACUUUCUAGUUAAUACUGCGGAACUCCCUGCAAAUUAUGUAGUGAAGCGCCCUAGGAUAUUAACAGUCAGUUUGGAAAAGACUAUGAGGCCCAGGUUUCUAGUUUGGCAGAAAAUCAAAUCCAUCAGUGACUUCAACCUUGCUCUUUUGACGGUAUUGUUGAUGACAGAGGCAAUGUUUGUUAGCAAGAUUAUAAAGGGACAUCCUGAAUCUCAAACACUCUGGACAAUUUAUGAUAAUGCCAUCUCUAAUGGCUCUAACCGCAUAUUGCACACAAAGAGCUUAACAAAACUAUAAUUUUGGAUGAAGAAAGUGAGCAUCAGGACUCAAAAAGCACAACACAUUAACUGAUCGAGUCUUUGGCAGAAGGCAGGCAAGCCCUUCCCAUCUAGUUGCUCUUCAAGCAAGUGGAUGCUCUUCAAUUUCUCUCUGCUUGUAUUUUGAAAGAGAUGUUGUGAAUACAAUGUGAAGCUGAAUUAAAGAGAAAAGCGAGACCAGUUGGUGUGAAGAUCAGAAGAAGAGGAGGGCAACGCCAAAGAAGACGAUAAGUGGUGUGAAGUUACAUAUGAUCAAGACGAAGACCAAUAUGAGUCUGCAUUUAACUAGGUUUUCCUGGCAGCGUGAGUGAAUGCCAUUACUGCUGUAAUUAGGAUCUUGUAUGUGCUGGGAGCGACAUCCAAAUUUUCUAGCAUCAAUUGCAAGCUAGAAAUAUUUUGGUGUGGGGAAGUCUGAAGGCUGCUGAGUCACAAGAGGUGAGAAAUCUAUUGAUAUAGUAGAUUGUUGUUAGUUCUGAGUUAAGGUUGUUGAAUAAGCAUUCAACAUGAAAGGAGACACAAAUUUGAUAGUGUUGUGGGCCUUCAAAGGAUCAGAUAUGGAGCUCACCAUAGUAUGAUGUGUUGCAACCAUAACCCAACCUUUUUGAACCUUCACAUCUUCCUUUAGAAAGAAAGUGACAUUGUAAUGAUAGCAGUUCAAGUGAAAUAUCUGCAUUUUCAAGUGAACUUGAAGAAGAAUGAAGUAGGAGAAAGCAUAGGAAGAGGGGAUUCGAAAGCAAGAAGGGGAAGAGCAAAUUUUGUUAUGUGCAGAGACUUUACCUUUUAUCUGUAAAUAUAUGAUGUUACUGUUUUUUUACUUGAUAUAUUGUGGGGGCUUAUUUCCUUGUUGAUCUGCCUUAUUAAUUGGUGGUCAUGGUUGAUGAUUCCCUUCCUUCCAUAACUGCUGUAGUUGUCAAAAGCCUAUUGAAUAUCCCUGUGUUGAUAUUUUGGAUAGGGAGAUUGUGGUCAUGUUUGUUGAGCUAACAAGAAGUAGUGAAACAGUAUAUUUGGUUUUUGGCUGUGCAUGCAAUUAUGGAAUAGUAUCUUGAUGUGAAAAAGAGGAUAAUUAAGUUGGAAGAAAGGGUAAGACAAAGGUAGAGGAAGAAGCUAACAAAGGAUCAACAGAAUGAAUUGCAAAAAGUUAGAGACUGUGCUGGAAGAGUUAUGAUGCCUGUGGGAGGAAUGCGAGUUAUGCAACAAUAAGCAAGUAAAGAACAAGAAAUUUACAGCAAAGGUGUUGAAAAGUUGUGAGAAGGUGGAAAAGAAUGGUGAGCGUAAAUAUUCACCUUGUGAGCAAUUGCCAUUCUCGGAGAGGAAAGCCAUCAAGUCAAGGAUUAGACAAGAUAUGGAAUUGUUAGAACAGGGAAAGAUAAAAUUCCUUGAAGUGUUGGGAGAAAUAUUAGUGGAUAAAAGACGUUUGAAUGAGAUGUUUUUAGAGUUAUAGAGAGCAGAGGUAGAUAAAUGGGAUGAUGAUAAAGAGGAUAAAUGGAAUGGAAUUGUUGAUUGCUGUUACCCUAAAGAAGAGGAAAGCAAUGAAGAGUACAAUGCAAAAAGGGAAGAGUUGGAAGAUUGCAACAAAGAGGAAUGUAGCCUAUCACAAAAGGAUGCCCAAUAUGUUGUAUCAAUGGAAGCAAUUCACAUUAGAGAAGUAGCUGCAAUAAAGAUGGUGAUCUUUGGGAUCCCCAUAUGUGAUGAAGAUUUAUUUUUUUUAGAAAACACAACUUGCUAGAAGCAGCUAGAGGAAUGUCUAGAGAAUCACAUUAGUGAGGGAAAAAGGAGUAGAAGUUCAUCACUUUCCUAAGGAAGGAAUGAGGGUGACUGAGAGGAAGUAGAAGCACAGAUAUUUAUUCUGCAACAAAGGAGGAUAUGAAAAGGAGUGGAUUUGUGAACAUCAUCAUGUGGAUUCAAGAAACAAAGACCUUGUAAAAGAACUUGAAAGCAUGCCUAAAUGGCAUAACAUGGAGGAGGAAGCACAGAUAUUUAUUCUGCAACAAAGGAGGAUAUGAAAAGGAGUGGAUUUGUGAACAUCAUCAUGUGGAUUCAAGAAACAAAGACCUUGUAAAAGAACUUGAAAGCAUUCCUAAAUGGCAUAACAUGGAGGAGGAAGCACUUAUGGGAAAUUUUUAUUCCCUUAACUUUGUUUCUGUUUUUAAUGAUUUAUGUGCUGGUGUGAUAGGAGCCGGUAUGAGUGAUGCAAAGAGCAAUGAUGAUUUUCAAUGAGAAGGACUACUAAGCCUUCAAGGAUCUGGGAAUAAAGGAAGAAAACCAAUUGGCAGAGGAGGAGGAUACUUACUCCAACAAGAGGCUGUAAGUGAAAGAAGAAAAAAAUUGAUAAUUUGUGGAGAUAUCUAAUGUGGUGGAAAUGAACUCCAUCGUUUGAUUCUUUAAGUCAGAAGGAUGGUUCUAUCAUCUAUUCCAAAUUCUUUCUUGGAUGUUUGAUGCGACAACAUCCUGAGAUAAAAAAAAAUCUUGCAUCACAAAAAAUGAAAAUGUAAUAGCUAGGUUGUUAAGAUUCUUAGUGUUUUAAUUUGUUGAAGUUUGUUUCAUAUAAAUAAGCUUUGAACUAGGAGGUUCAAAAAUUUUAAAAGAAGGGGAGAAUGUUGCUAACUGACUCCUAUGAAUCAGGAGGCACAAUCAGAACGAUUCCUCAGAAUUAGGGGUUAGUCUUAACUGUAUUUGCUAUGUUUAUAAGUAGUUAAUAAUGGCUCAAACUGGUGGGAAACAACUAUUACAUCAUUACUAAGAAUAGAGAGUUAGUGUUCUGUUAGGAGGAGGUGGCUUUAUUAGCAAAGGAAGGAUAUGUUAAACUGAAGAUUUGUAAUGAUAGUAAGUGGGAUAGGUAGGGGAGCUGAACUUUAAGUUUUGUAAAUAUUUUCUCUGUUAAUGGAAAUGUAUCUUCUGUA